Messenger RNA from Alosa sapidissima (American shad), 1479 nucleotides. It is a transcript of the gene cryz, whose product is annotated as crystallin, zeta (quinone reductase). The transcript has 8 exons. Gene Ontology annotation, molecular function: quinone reductase (NADPH) activity; zinc ion binding; NADPH binding. Gene Ontology annotation, cellular component: cytosol. The coding region runs from base 258 to 1244 and encodes 328 amino acids. Lineage: Eukaryota; Metazoa; Chordata; Actinopteri; Clupeiformes; Clupeidae. The record is from RefSeq and is a predicted model, not a curated record.
GAUAGUUGGCGAAUGUCUCUAGAAGGAGGCAGCUGGUAGUAGCUUAAAUACAUAAGAACAGGUGAAGCUAUUUAAAAGAAUAUAUAUAUUAUUAUAUGGAAUUAUAAUUUUGGGAGUAUAAUAGAUUAGUCCAAAUCUACGUUACAUGCGUAAUACUUCCGCUGCGUCUGGGUUCAUUUGAAGAGUCCAUGUAAAAUAGCCUACGUGAAAUUGGCGAGAACUUCGUUUGCAAUACAAUUGUUGUAGGCUACUUAAACAUGACUACAGUGAAGCUAAUGCGAGCCAUUCGAGUUGCAGAGUUUGGUGGGCCAUCUGUUUUGAAACUUUAUUCUGAUAUACCCGCACCAUCUCCUGGACAGAAACAGGUAUUAAUUCGGAUUUAUGCCUGUGGAGUGAACCCAGUAGAAACUUACAUUCGGUCUGGAUCCUAUGCGCGAAAGCCAGCGCUUCCGUAUACCCCUGGAUCAGAUGUUUCUGGAGUUAUAGAGGCUGUUGGGGAUGGAGUUCAGUUUCUUCAGACAGGUGACCGUGUCUUUGCCACAGCCACUGAAACUGGAGGCUAUGCUGAGUAUGCGGUCGCAUCUGAAGAUGCUGUCCAUCGACUCCCUGACUCCUUAGAUUUCUGCCAGGGGGCAGCCAUUGGAGUCCCUUAUUUCACUGCUUAUCGUGCCCUCUUUCACAAGGCUCAUGCAAAAGCUGGGGAGACUGCUCUAAUCCAUGGAGCCAGUGGUGGAGUGGGUAUAGCGGCUUGUCAGCUUGCGCGUGCUUUUGGGCUGAAGGUACUUGGUACAACUGGAACUGUGGAGGGAAUGGAACUGGUGCUGAAAAAUGGAGCCCAUCAAGCCUUUAAUCACAGAGAAAAUGACUAUGUCUCCAAAAUAAAGGAAGCCACCAAUGGGCAGGGUGUAAAUGUGAUUGUAGAGAUGCUGUCUAAUGUCAAUCUCGACAACGAUCUACAGAUGUUGUCCUACGGUGGUCGAGUAACUAUUGUUGGCUGUAGGGGUCCUAUUGAGAUCAACCCCCGAGAUACCAUGAUCAAAGAAUCCAGUAUCAUUGGAGUGGCAUUAUUCUUUGCAACUCAAGAGGAGACAGCCGAAUGCGCCGCUGCUCUCUUUGCGGGAAUGGAGGCGGGCUGGCUCAGACCUGUUGUUGGGCCUAAGUACCCUCUUGAGAAAGCAUCUCUGGCCCAUGAGGACAUAAUCAACAGCCCUGGCGCAGCAGGAAAAAUGGUCCUUAUGAUGUGACUGCAGAAAAUGACACAAAAUGUCACCUGAGGACUUUUUCAUUUUGAUUUCAUUAUAAUUACAUAUUACAGCAUUACAGUUUCAUGAUUACACAAUGUAGCUCUUUAAGCAGUAAUCUACACUUUACAUGAGAUGAUACCUAAGAGGUAUAGCCUAGAUUAUCACUUUGACAUUUUCAGUAUUAUAAUGACAUUUACGACAAUAAAUAUUUUUUUGUGGGUGUGCUGGUUAUAAA